Messenger RNA from Melitaea cinxia (Glanville fritillary), 1419 nucleotides. RefSeq lists its product as uncharacterized. NCBI's taxonomy places the organism in Eukaryota, Metazoa, Arthropoda, Insecta, Lepidoptera, Nymphalidae. The transcript has a single exon. Bases 1 to 1248 code for a protein of 415 amino acids. The record is from RefSeq and is a predicted model, not a curated record.
AUGAAUGAAUGUUUAUUAGGAACGAAUUCUUUCCAGCGCAUUCCUGAAGAUGUCAAUAGAGAUCGGCGAGACGUCAUCGAGGAAGAAAAGUUCCAUAACUUUCGAACAGAUAUGAAAAAGGAUAACAUGAACCAACAUGUACCUUGGAUGCCAGGACCAUUACAAGCAGAAGAACCUACAACAAAAAUAUCCAUCACCAACGAAGCUCAGGAAGUACUCUCGAUGUACCAAACCACGGAGAGCGUUACAGAUAAACCCACUGGCCGAGGUGCAAGAGCUUCCAAUGAAAAUUGGAUUAAAUUACCUUUUCCCAGCCAGGAUAACGCUCACAGAGACAAUGUUCACAGGGAUAAUGCUCUCAGGGACAAUAUCCUAACCCCGCCGCAGCCCUCCGGCGAGCUUAUCAAUUCUCGUAUGCCACGAGUCAAUUUCGUGACCCAGAACAAGGGUCUCGAAGCUUCCGAGUCAAGAAAUGAUAAAGAAUCGAUACAAAGACCGACAAGGACCGAUGAUUUAAGAACCGAAUUCGUAAGACCUGAAGAAGACAGAAAGCAGUACAAGCCCGUGUAUCCGAGGCAGGCCGUUUAUUACCCGGAAGACAACAGGCGGCCCUACUACGAUGAUCGAUAUUACGCUGCUGACGAUUUAUACCGGCGUGAUCCGUACUAUGAUUUAUAUGAUCGGAAGAAGUACUACCCCGGGUACGGGCCGCGAGUGGACAGAUAUGAUGAAGCAUAUGAUAAUUAUGUACCUCGGAAGCCUAAAAGGAUUAUUUAUUACGCCCAUCUGCCUGAAGUUGUCCGAACACCGCCGUCUGUCGACUUGAGGUACAGGUAUUCGGUCGAUCCUUAUAGACGUUUCGACGACGACUAUAAUGCGAGAACCGGCAGGUACGACUACAGAUUUAGAAACAGGUAUCCUUAUGCACCUUUGCGCAAGGACGAAAGACGGUUUGGCUACCGAGAUUUAGUUGGUGCCAGUACUGUGAAUAAGGAUAAAAAAAACGAUGAGAAAGUUACACCAACUCCUGUGCUGCCUCAGAAAGAGGAUAAAAAAGCAAGUGCGAGCAGCAGUAGAAAUGGAAACAGAAUGAUAAACAGUCAUCAGUAUCAUGAUGCUGGUGACAAUUCAUAUAAUUUCUUACACAAAGCAUUUAAAGAUCCGAAUAAUUCGGACGACAGCUACCUCAGAUUUGACGAUUCAUUUUUUCAUAGCACCGUUGAGGACCCUUACCAUAGAAAAUGCUAGGCAAUUUUUUGUGAAUAAUAUGUAGUUCGCCUGGUUUUUUAAAAUACUUGAAAAACGCGAACUACAUAAACAUGCGUUCUGGUGUAUUAAUCAAUAUUUAAAUGAAAUUGUGAACAUAGUAGAGUUUCCACUCUGUCCAUGUAAAUUGGCGAUAAUAAAUGUAAUAACGGA